Messenger RNA from Cheilinus undulatus (humphead wrasse), 1359 nucleotides. Its product is annotated as 5-hydroxytryptamine receptor 3A-like. Gene Ontology annotation, molecular function: extracellular ligand-gated monoatomic ion channel activity; transmembrane signaling receptor activity; neurotransmitter receptor activity. The transcript is spliced from 9 exons. Gene Ontology annotation, cellular component: synapse; neuron projection; postsynaptic membrane. Lineage: Eukaryota; Metazoa; Chordata; Actinopteri; Labriformes; Labridae. The record is from RefSeq and is a predicted model, not a curated record. Gene Ontology annotation, biological process: monoatomic ion transmembrane transport; chemical synaptic transmission; regulation of membrane potential. Bases 1 to 1359 code for a protein of 452 amino acids.
AUGAGUAAACUCUCCUGUGAAGAAGGACACAGUGGUCCGACCUAUGAGUCCAUGCAGGAUGUUUUUGACCUGAAACCCUUCAGACCAGCAGUGAAUCUCAGCAAUCCCACCAUAGCUAACAUCUCCUUCACCUUGUACGCUGUCCUCGGCGUGAAUGAAAAAACUCAAAUACUUACUACCUUCUUGUGGCUGAGACUGUAUUGGCACCAUGAGUUUCUGGUUUGGGAACCUGAUGAGUGUGAUGGCGUCACCAGGAUUUCCCUCCCUGUGAAGCAGCUCUGGUCUCCAGACAUCAUUGUGUAUGAGUUUGUGGAUGAUGAUGUUUCCCAAGCAUGCCCUUACGUCUACGUGAAUCACACAGGUCAUAUCCGCUGGGACAGGAUGCUUCGACUCGUCUCGGCGUGCAACCUGGAGAUCUUCAGUUUUCCUUUUGAUGUGCAGAACUGCACAUUUACAUUUGGCUCCUACAUGCACACCAUAAGGGAUGUGAGAGUGAGUCCAGCUCUGACAUUUACCGAGAUGUCUAGAAAUUCAAAGCGUUACCUGGAGGCCAGUGGAGAGUGGGAGCUGGUGGACAUACUGGGGGAGAGUUCCAUCCUCAAGUUUGGGAUUGAUGAGUGGGACAUCAUCACCUUUUGGGUGGUUAUAAAACGACGCCCAGUGCUGUAUGUGGUCAACCUGCUGAUCCCCAGCUCCUUCCUCAUGCUCAUCGACAUCCUCUCCUUCUACCUACCCCCACACAGCGUGGACCGCGCCUCCUUCAAGAUGACCCUCAUCCUGGGUUACACCGUCUUCCUGCUCAUUAUGAACGAUCUGCUGCCCAGCACAGCAAAUGGCACGCCCAUUAUAGGAAUAUAUUUCUCAGUGUGUCUGGCCCUGAUGGUCAUCAGUCUACUGGAGACGGUCAUCAUCACCAAUGUCCUCCAUCACAACUCUAUGAAGUAUCGGGAGGUUCCAAACUGGGUGAGGGUGGUUGUCCUCAAACACAUCGCUAACCUCAUUUGCUAUCGUUGGCCAGAAGACGCCCACCCCCCGGCUACGCCACAGAAAGAUAAUCCUGACGGCUCAAGCAGCAGCACUUCGGGGCCUUGGAUCAUCCAGCCAGCCAAUCAGACACCUGUACAGCAUCCAACCAGCAACGGAGGUACAGCUGCUCUACCUGAACUGCAGCAGAUCUGCCAGUACCUGGGUGACCUCCGAGCUCACCUGACCUCACUGCAGAAGGAGAGUGAGCUGCAGGACCAGUGGUGCCACGUGGGUUAUGUCCUUGACUUCCUGCUCUUCCGCAUCUAUCUUCUCCUCAUCUCCUGCUACGCCCUAGUGAUCAUCUCCAUGUGGUGUAUCUGGAUCAGUCAGUAG